Messenger RNA from Strongylocentrotus purpuratus (purple sea urchin), 2952 nucleotides. RefSeq lists its product as uncharacterized. Lineage: Eukaryota; Metazoa; Echinodermata; Echinoidea; Camarodonta; Strongylocentrotidae. Bases 1 to 2952 code for a protein of 983 amino acids. Gene Ontology annotation, cellular component: plasma membrane. The transcript is spliced from 15 exons. The record is from RefSeq and is a predicted model, not a curated record.
AUGAGUAUGAGGGCUUCAUAUUUCAUGAUCUGGUCCGAGAACAAGAAAGUAGGGCCCUUCUUCAAUGUACCAGAUGGUUUCGUGUACACUGAUUUACACAAAACGGCACACAAGGGAGAUAGCGUUGUACUGACAUGUCAGUUCAGUGGGACACCUUUAGCUGUCUAUUGGAAGAAAGGGGAUAACCCAAGAACAGCACCAAACCUUGUUUCAUGGAUUCCAACUGAUGAUGUGACAGGAUUGUGUAAAGGUGAAAGGCCAUAUCAGAUCAUGGAGAUGAAUGAAGACCGCUCUUUGGUCAUCAAGGAAGUCAGCAUAGCAGAACAAGUUGUACCAGUCAUAUUAGCUGUCAUUUUUGCUUGUGUUGCCAUCAUAUUUUGGCGUCGGAGGAAACAAAGGAGGAAUGAAGGGAAAGUAUCCUUCUUUGAACUGUGGUACCUGGUACAUAAUAUGGAAGAGACUAAGUUAAAUAUCAUACGGGGUGCCCUCAUCGAUCUUGGUAUUCCUAGUGUCGAGGAAGAACUAACUGAAGACAAGGCCUAUGACCUACUCUGUGACUGGAAGGAUACAAAUACACUUGACAAUGAAGGAAUGAGGCUGAAGAAUGUAUUAAAUGGACAUGGACUUGGCCGUUCCUGGAAAGAGAUGUGUGAACGGAGAUAUGAUGCAAUGUCUGCGGUUUCUGAAGAACUGUUGGAUCAUGUUUUAUGGAGCAUUGGUGAUGAAACAAAGAUUCACCAAUUCCUUCGUGAACUGAUCACCGAGAAACGAAAAACUCGACCCAGUGUCUCAGGAAAUAAAAGAGACGUCAUCGAGGAGUCUAUGGUGGUCUUGAGGGAAUGGCGUGACAAAGCACAGACUAAAAACCAAGAGGUAAAAGGGUUCGUCUAUAAACUGACAGGAAGACAUUGCAAGAGGCUUGCUAAGGCUGUAGGAAUCACUGAUGAGAAGGUGAUUGCCGCCAUCAUUAAUGAAAAUAAUGAUGAUUUGUUUGACACUCAAUCAAUGAUCAAUGACUGGGUAGACGGACAGGAAUGCUGCAACUUCGAGAAGAGAUGCAGGCUUGAUGAUGCCGUCAUCAAAAUUGGUCGUCAUGACAUGACAGCUGAGAUAUCGGUGUUACUUGAGAGGCUUGGUAUCUCAAUUGAUGAGGAUAGGAACGAUGUGGAAGAGAAGCUGCGAGGCUGGAGAGAUGAACAUCUCCGAGGAUCUAAAGCGUGUUCUCUGAAGGAACUUGUUUUGAUUCCCAAAGAUGCGCUGAACAAGACGAACAACAGUAAUGUACUCGACUUAACAGAUGAGGAACUAGAGGACGUGUUUUCAAGUAUCUGUUCAAGAAAACAGAUGGACCAGUUAACGUCAGGGCUUGGAGUAGAUAUCAAAGAUGAGUCAUUGACCCUGCAGGAUCUAAAGGAAUGGAGGGAUAGCCAAGACAUGGAGAAACGACGAGAAACUCUAAGAAAAACACUCCAUGACAUGAAAUUACCAGGAUGCAUUGUUAAUCGGCGUCCUCCACAACAUGUGUACAAAGCUGAGAUGGUACGUUUAGCGUUCAGUAUGCUAUGUACUGACGUUGGACCAUUGGCUGCACUUCUCGACAUGGAUACGAGCAAAGGAAAAAUAGUGCGAGAACCCCAGAAAGGAACUGUAGGUAUGUUACUACAACUAUUGGAAGGAUCGAGGAAUAGCGGCACAAAUCGCCGCCGUGAUUUCUGUGUCGCCAUUAGAGAUCUCGGCUAUCUGGAUGUUGCUCGAUUAGCCUAUUUCGAUUACGAUGAAAGUCUCAGUGUACUCUACAACGUUACUUCAAACCUGUCACAACAGGAAAUGGAAAUGUUGAUGAAGCAUCUUGAUUCUGAUAGAGCAGUCCUGUCCAUAGGUCCGGCAAGAGAGCAAAGCGGGUGGACAUACGACAACCUGACGCUUAUGAAGAGAUGGAGGAAUCAGUUCAGACCAGAACCUUUCCACCACAGCUCAAAGCUCGUUCACGGUCUUCGAGCAAUUGGGCGAACAGGAAUUGCAGAUGAAGUCAUUGGAGAUGUGAAUUGCGAUGUACCAGAUGGCCUUGUUUAUACCGAUUUACACAAAACUGCGGAGAAAGGAGAUGAGCUUGUUCUGAAAUGCCAAUUCUAUGGAACGCCAUCUGUCGUUAACUGGAAGAUAGGAGGUGAGUCCACGAAGCCACCAAACCUGAUCAAGUGGGUGGAAGGGGGAUUCACUUCCGGGCCAUGCGUUCUUGAAGGAUCUUGCUAUAUGACCGAUGAAUUCUCUCUCAUCAUCAGAAACAUUACAGUUUCAGAUCAAGGAACAUAUACCUGCAGAGUUAUGAAUUACAAAGGGAUCUUGAUCUACAACUUCACAGAAGUAAACGUUUUUUCUCCUCCGGUGGAACCCUUUCCCCUUAUCGAUGAAUGUCGAGGAAUACUUCCCAGCUAUGCUGAACAAACCUGUAGCCUUUCAACCUCUAAUAGAAUCACCAUCACCUGCUCAGCAUCAAGCUACUUUCCAGACAUCGAUCUCUUCUUCUUAUACGAAUCCAAAAAGAUGGGUGCAACAAAUAUCACAGAAUAUGCAAAUAUGGACGGGACGAAAAACAAAUCAAUCUCCACUGUCGCUGAACCCAGCGAAAGCCCCUAUGUUUGUGUCGCUUCUGAUAUCCCAGGAUCGCAAGCCCAACGAACAAUGACCGUCACCGUGACUUUGCUAGAAUCGUCUGUUGCCAUGACAACAUCCCUAUAUCAAACCACUUUGUCUACGAGUUCGAGUGGGGUUGUAGUCACAGUUGUUGUACCAGUUAUCGUUGGCAUUCUUAUAUUGGCUGCGACUUGUGUUGUCAUCAUAUUAUGGAGUCGGAGGAAACAACGGAGAAAUCAAGAAAAAGACGACCCGGAAUCCAUGCCGCUACGUCCAGACCCACAAAUAGAAGAAAUCCUCUGUGUGGCUAAGCCUUGA